This is a messenger RNA of Meriones unguiculatus (Mongolian gerbil), 2600 nucleotides long. Its product is annotated as aldehyde dehydrogenase family 3 member B2. The record is from RefSeq and is a predicted model, not a curated record. Bases 200 to 1639 code for a protein of 479 amino acids. NCBI's taxonomy places the organism in Eukaryota, Metazoa, Chordata, Mammalia, Rodentia, Muridae. Gene Ontology annotation, cellular component: cytoplasm. Gene Ontology annotation, molecular function: aldehyde dehydrogenase (NAD+) activity. The transcript is spliced from 10 exons. Gene Ontology annotation, biological process: aldehyde metabolic process.
CCUGCCAUUCCGGUUUCUAGAGCUGAACCCAGGAGGGAGGGUGUGGGAUUUGGGAGGCAGCUGCUACACCUACCAUCUGUUAGAGCUCCAAGACCGGGCGUUGCACUGCCUGGAGUGUCCCGCCGUGGUCCACCGAGAAGGAUCAGCAGAGGUGAAAGAGCCUGCUAAAAGAGGAGCCAGCUGCACAUCUGGAACCAGAAUGUCUGCUGUGGACACAGGCUCAGAGCCCUCACCAGGGGUGGACCCUCCUGAGGACACACUGCGGAGGCUGCGGGAGGCCUUCAGUGCAGGGCAGACACGGCCUGCUGAGUUCCGGGCAGCACAGCUGCAGGGCCUGGGCCGUUUCUUGCAGGACAACAAGCAGCUGCUGCAGGAUGCCCUGGCUAAGGACGUGGGCAAGUCAGCCUUCGAGUCAGACAUGAGUGAGAUCAUCCUGUGCCAGAAUGAGGUGGACCUGGCCCUCAAGAGCCUGCAGACCUGGAUGAAGGACGAGUCUGUGUCCACCAACUUGCUCACGAAGCUGAGCUCAGCCUUCAUCCGGAAGGAGCCCUUUGGCCUGGUGCUUAUCAUUGCACCCUGGAAUUAUCCUUUGAACUUGAUGAUCAUGCCCUUAGUGGGAGCCAUCGCUGCAGGGAACUGUGUGGUACUGAAGCCAUCAGAAAUAAGCAAGAACACAGAGAAGGUGCUGGCAGAGCUGCUGCCCCAGUACCUGGACCAGAGCUGCUUUGCUGUGGUGCUGGGUGGGCCCGAGGAGACCGGGCAGCUGCUGAAACACAAAUUUGACUAUAUCUUCUUCACAGGGAGCCCUCGGGUAGGCAAGAUCGUCAUGGCCGCCGCAGCCGAGCACCUGACGCCCGUCACCCUGGAGCUGGGGGGUAAGAACCCCUGCUACGUGGAUGACAGCUGUGACCCCCAGACUGUGGCCAACCGGGUGGCCUGGUUCCGCUACUUCAAUGCUGGCCAGACCUGUGUGGCCCCCGACUACAUCCUGUGCAGCCAGGAGAUGCAGGAGAGGCUGCUGCCUGCCCUGCAGAAUGCCAUCACACGUUUCUACGGAGACAACCCGCAGACCUCCCCCAACCUGGGCCGAAUCAUCAACCAGAAACACUUCAAGCGUCUCCAGGGACUGCUGGGCUGUGGCCGCGUGGCCAUCGGUGGCCAGAGCGAUGAGGGAGAGCGCUACAUUGCCCCCACAGUGCUGGUAGAUGUGCAGGAGACAGAGCCUGUGAUGCAGGAAGAGAUCUUUGGGCCCAUCCUGCCUUUGGUGACCGUGAGGAGUCUGGAUGAGGCCAUCAACUUCAUCAACAAACGGGAGAAGCCACUGGCAUUGUAUGCCUUCUCCAACUCCAACCAGGUGAUGAACCAGAUGCUGGAACGUACCAGCAGUGGUGGCUUUGGAGGCAAUGAUGGCUUCCUCUACCUGACCCUACCAGCCCUGCCCCUGGGGGGAGUUGGCCACAGCGGCAUGGGCAGGUACCACGGCAAGUUCUCCUUCGACACCUUCUCCCACCAGCGCGCCUGUCUGCUGCGCAGCCCAGGGAUGGAAAAGCUGAAUGACCUCCGUUACCCGCCCUAUAGUCCCUGGAACCAGCAGCUCAUAAGCUGGGCCAUGGGGUCCCAGAGUUGCACCAUCCUGUGAAUGACACCUGACUCCUCCCUCCUGCGGCCCCCCGCCCAGAACCACCUGAGCUUUCAGCUGCUCCCAGAUUCCCAGUGGUUCCCAGGAGGCAGGUGCUCCUUGUCACUGGUCGAUUCCUCUGAACAGACCUGCAGCCAGGCAGGACUUCCUGGUGGCUGGUCCAGCCCCUUCCCACAGCACAGUGCCCUCAGCAGCCUCCUGACCCUCUGCUUAGACAGGUCUGCUGACAGAGGAGCCCCUCCCCACAAGGUUGGGCAGAUCUGUUGACUGAGGGCCGGAGGCUUUCUCUGUCAGCUCACAGGGUCCCAAAAGACAGAGCAGCUUCUCACAGCUCCAUCCACAGCUGAAGGGUGGCUUUGUCCCCCUGAAGAGACAUGAUCUGGAAUCAAGACCAGCUUAAUUGGUGGAAUCUGUCUGAAGCAUGUUCAUUAGUUCCUUUCCUGUGGCUUCUCUCAAAUGACGCGAACAUAGGCCAAGUUCGAGGGGAAAGUUCGUGGCUUCAGAAGGUUCCACACACACACUCCACCCCUCACCCCCCCCAACCCCCCCAACCCCAUUGCCCAUGACUCAGCAGAAAUGACAUGACAGAGCACAGUUCAGUUCAAAUGAUGGCAGGCCAGGAAAUAGCAUGAAUAAGAAGGAAAUCGAGGUUGAUUAGUCAUGUCUGCUCUGGACCCAGGCAGGGCUGUGUACAUGUGCUGGCCAGCACAAUUUCCCACCUAGAAAGAAAUAAUGAGAGGUAAAACAUGAAAUUCUUGGAGACUCGGUGGUUAAGAGCACUGGCUGCUCUUCCAGAGGACUAGGUUCAAUUCCCAGCAACCACGUGGCAGCUCACAAUCAUCUGUGAAGAAAUCCAACACCCUCUUCUGGCCUCAGCAGGUACCAGGCAUAUGAUGCACAGACAUUCGUGUAGGCAAAAUACUCAUACAUGGAAAAUAAAAUAAAAUAAAACUUUAAAAAU